Messenger RNA from Fulmarus glacialis (Northern fulmar), 3994 nucleotides. RefSeq names its product HEAT repeat containing 5B (gene HEATR5B). Gene Ontology annotation, biological process: retrograde transport, endosome to Golgi; endocytosis; intracellular protein localization. The annotation marks the transcript as partial. The transcript has 23 exons. Gene Ontology annotation, cellular component: membrane; Golgi apparatus; endocytic vesicle. The record is from RefSeq and is a predicted model, not a curated record. NCBI's taxonomy places the organism in Eukaryota, Metazoa, Chordata, Aves, Procellariiformes, Procellariidae.
GGUCUCUUGGAGACAGUAACUUCAGUUCUUCUUCAUCCCAGCAUGGCUGCUCGACUUGCUGCCGCAUGGUGCUUGCGGUGUGUAGCUGUGGCAUUGCCUUUUCAGUUGACUCCAUUUUUAGAUAGAUGUGCAGAAAGACUCAACAAUCUGAAGACCUCCCCUGAAGCUGUUAGUGGCUACAGUUUUGCAAUGGCUGCUCUGUUAGGUGGUGUGCAUCAGUGUCCCUUAGGUAUUCCUCACGCCAAAGGAAAGAUGGUGGUCAGUAUUGCUGAGGAUCUGUUACGAACUGCCGCACAAAACAGCAGACUCUCCUUGCAGCGGACUCAAGCUGGAUGGCUUUUACUCGGAGCGCUUAUGACUUUAGGUCCUUCUGUUGUUCGGUAUCAUCUGCCUAAGAUGUUGCUGCUAUGGCGAAACGUGUUUCCACGUUCGUUGAAGGAGUUGGAAGCAGAGAAGGCGAGAGGAGAUUCUUUUACCUGGCAAGUAACGCUAGAAGGCCGCGCUGGAGCUCUGUGCGCUAUGAGAAGUUUUGUUGCUCACUGUCCUGAGCUCCUUACUGAGGAUGUGAUCAGGAAAUUGAUGACACCCAUAGAAUGUGCCAUGACAAUGAUGUCGCACAUUCCAUCAGUAAUUAAAGCCCAUGGAGCUCAUCUCAAAGCUAGUGCAGCUAUGGUCCGUUUAAGACUUUAUGAUAUAUUGGCUUUAUUACCUCCAAAGACAUAUGAAGGAUCAUUUAAUGCGCUUCUUCGAGAGUUGGUAGCAGAAUUUACUUUGACAGACAACUCUGCUAAUACAACCACAUCACUCCUAAGGUCUCUUUGUCAUUAUGAUGAUAGUGUUCUUCUUGGCUCUUGGCUGCAGGAAACGGAUCAUAAGUCAAUUGAAGACCAGCUUCAGCCAAACAGUGCAUCUGGAAGCGGUGCUUUGGAACAUGAUCCAUCUUCUAUUUAUUUGCGCAUCCCUGCUGGUGAAGCUGUACCCGGUCCCCUUCCUUUAGGAGUAUCUGUCAUCGAUGCAUCUGUGGCUCUCUUUGGUGUGGUUUUUCCUCAUGUCUCUUACAAACAUAGAUUACAGAUGUUGGAUCACUUUGCUGAAUGUGUCAAACAGGCUAAAGGUGUUCGCCAGCAAGCUGUGCAGCUUAAUAUCUUUACUGCUGUUCUUAGUGCCUUAAAGGGUUUAGCUGAGAAUAAAAGCACGUUAGGACCAGAAGAAGUCCGCAAAUCUGCUCUGACGCUGGUGAUGGGUGCCCUUGAUAAUCCUAACCCUAUUUUGAGAUGUGCAGCAGGUGAAGCUCUUGGCAGAAUGGCUCAAGUGGUUGGAGAAGCAUCUUUCAUUGCUAGAAUGGCUCAAUACAGUUUUGAUAAGUUAAAAUCUGCUCGAGAUGUUGUAUCAAGAACGGGCCAUUCUUUGGCUCUGGGCUGUCUCCAUCGGUAUGUUGGUGGAAUAGGUUCUGGACAGCAUCUGAAAACUAGUGUCAGUAUUCUUUUGGCUUUGGCACAAGAUGGAACCUCUCCUGAAGUCCAGACCUGGUCUCUUCAUUCACUCGCCUUGAUAGUAGAUUCUAGUGGACCAAUGUACCGUGGAUAUGUGGAGCCAACGCUUUCUCUAGUUCUUACUCUGCUCUUAACUGUUCCACCAUCGCAUACGGAAGUACAUCAAUGCUUAGGCCGAUGUCUUGGAGCUAUAAUAACUACUGUUGGGCCUGAGCUGCAAGGUAACGGAGCUACAAUUUCAACAAUCCGUUCUUCCUGUUUGGUGGGAUGUGCAAUCACACAAGACCAUUCAGACUCGCUCGUUCAGGCAGCUGCCAUAUCCUGCCUUCAGCAGCUUCAUAUGUUUGCACCACGGCAUGUCAACCUGUCCAGUCUGGUUCCCAGUCUUUGUGUUCAUCUGUGCAGCUCCCACUUGCUGCUUCGCCGGGCUGCAGUUGCAUGUUUACGACAGCUUGCUCAGAGGGAAGCAGCAGAAGUAUGUGAAUAUGCCAUGAGCUUAGCAAAAAAUGCUGGAGACAAAGAAAACAGUGGCAUCAAUAUGAAUCCUUUUGCACCAGGAGCUGGUUCUCGGCGAGAUGCUCAUUCCCGGCAUCAGGGGGUUAAUAUAACAGAGACAGGCCUCGAAGGUGUCCUUUUUGGAAUGUUGGAUCGGGAGACUGAUCGGAAGUUGUGCUCAGAUAUCCAUGAUACUCUGGGACAUAUGCUUUCAUCACUGGCAGUAGAAAACCUUUCUCACUGGCUAAUGCUUUGUAAGGAUGUCCUUGCAGCUUCCAGUGACAUGAGCACUGCUGCUCCCUUGGGAGGAGGGAAGGAUGAGGAAUCAGAGAAGAAGGAUGAGAUGGACGAUGAUACAAUGUUUACCACCUUGGGUGAAGAGGAUAAAUCCAAGCCUUCUGUAGCACCUCGUUGGGCAACUCGUGUGUUUGCAGCAGACUGUCUAUGCCGAGUUAUCAUGCUGUGUGAGAAUGCGAACAAGGCACACUUUGAUCUGGCACUGGCUCGUUCAGCCAGACUUAAAAACCCAAAAAAUGACUUCUUAGUACUCCAUCUCUCUGACCUUAUUCGAAUGGCAUUCAUGGCUGCGACUGAUCACAGCAACCAGUUACGAAUGGCGGGUCUUCAAGCUCUUGAAGACAUUAUCAAGAAAUUUGCAUCGGUUCCUGAGCCAGAGUUUCCAGGCCAUGUGAUACUGGAGCAGUAUCAGGCUAAUGUUGGAGCUGCCCUGAGGCCAGCUUUUUCCCAAGAUACACCGUCCGAUAUAACUGCAAAGGCCUGCCAGGUAUGUAGCACUUGGAUAGGAAGUGGGGUUGUAAGUGACCUGAAUGACCUCCGCCGAGUUCACAACCUUCUUGUCUCUUCCCUGGAUAAAGUGCAAGCGGGAAAGGGAUCUUCUAGCCAGCUUUACCGAGAGAGUGCGACUACUAUGGAAAAACUUGCAGUUCUGAAAGCCUGGGCUGAGGUGUACGUUGUUGCCAUGAAAAUUAAGAAAGAAGCAGAGACCAAACCAAAGCGUGUUUUAAAAAGCUCAGAGGAGGAUGAGGAUGAUUUUGGUACUAUAGAUGAGUUGCCACCAGACAGUUUGAUAACACUUGUACAACCUGAGCUGCCUGCACUUAGCCGUCUCUGGUUAGCUGCACUGAAAGAUUAUGCUCUUUUAACUUUACCAGCUGAAUUUGCUACACAGCUUCCACCAGAUGGGGGAGCAUUUUACACUCCAGAAACAAUUGAUACAGCUAGACUGCAUUACCGAAACUCCUGGGCUCCCAUACUACAUGCAGUGGCACUUUGGCUAAACAGUACAGGAUUUAACACUUCAGAGUCAACAGAAGAGACUGCUGCAGCAAUGCCCGAUUCACAGAAACAUGCUACGUCCAUUAUCUUAAACCAGACACCUGGAACUCCACCUACCACUAAAUCUUUGCCAGAGAUAAACAAAAAUCGAAUGCACUUAAUUUUGGGUGUUAGCAUACAGUUUCUGUGUUCCCCACGACCUGAAGAGCCUGUUGAGCAUGUUACAUCUUGUUUACAAGCACUUCAUACUUUAUUGGAUUCUCCUUGUGCCAGGAUCCAUAUUGCAGAGGAUCAGCUCCUUGGUGUUGAACUCUUGAGUGUGCUUCACCGACUCCUCCUGACCUGGGAUCCUCCUUCAGUCCAGCUACUGGUCACAGGAGUUGUCCAGCAGAUAGUAAGAGCAGCUCAAGAUUAUUUGCAGGAAAAAAGGAACAUCCUAAAUGAAGAUGAUACUGAGGAAAAAGAAAAUCCUCUUGCUUUAGGAGAGGGAGGUGAGAGUGGUGGUCUUGUGCCUGGAAAAUCUCUAGUCUUUGCAGCCAUGGAAUUGCUCAUGUUUAUCCUAGUACGGCACAUGCCCCAUCUGAGUUCAAAAGUGUCCGAUUCUCCAAGUCACAUUGCUGCCAAAUCCCACCUCUCUGAGGAAAGUGCUCGUCUUGUGGCUGCCACUGUUACUAUACUGUCUGACUUGCCUUCUCUGUGUUCUCCAGCAG